AAAUGUCAACAUUGCAUGCCUGAUAAUAUAAAAUAGUUAUUUAAUAUCGUUCAUUAUUACACCGCAUCUUCUCAAAAUGUGCCCAGAGUUUCACCUUCUAAAAUAAUCUAACCAUUUUCAUCUGCAGAAAGUGGUAUUUAUGCAAGUGUAAGUGCGUGUCAGUGCCCAAACACCGAAGGUUCCAGUCUACUUUGAAAAGACUUGAUUUCUGCAAACAAACUGGCGGCGACAGGGUUUAGCGAUGAGGCCGUGGGGUCAAAGAAGCAUAAAAAACACAAGAAAGAGAAGGAUGAAAAACCCGGUCUGAAAAUGAUUCUCAAAGUUGGAGGCUCUUCAACGCCAGAGCAUAGUAUUGAUUCACCUUUAGCUUCGAAUUACAGUGUAACGCAAACCACUGGUGAUGAAGAAUCAAUGCACUCUGUUGGCUCCUUCCAGCAGAACAGCCGCCAAGAUGACUCUAUACUUUCAGACAAAUCUCAUAAGAAGCUUAAAAAGAAGAAGAAAAAGAAAGACAAAGAUAAAGAUAAAGACAAGCAUGACAAGAAAAAGAAACACCACAAACGAAAAAAAGUGAAGGAUGAAUCAAGUCAAGAUGAUGUAAGCCUUCUUGGGGACGAGUCUCUACUAGAGCCACCCACCAAAAAAUUAAUGAGUGCAGAUCAUGAUAACUCCUCUUUUGAUCUUUUAGAUACUAAUUAUGGUGAUGCUAGUCCUAACCGCAAUUCAAGAUCUUGCGUUGCUCGACAACGGCAAGAAAAGACAUCAUUCCAAAAACUCCUGGAUCACAUACAUCGAUGUCUAGAAAAGCGAGAUGCUCAACAGUUCUUUGCAUGGCCUGUCACAGACAACAUUGCUCCUGGAUACUCAGCUAUCAUCAGUCAUCCGAUGGAUUUCAGCACCAUGAAACAAAAAAUUGACGAUGAUAUAUACUCUUCACUGCAAGAAUAUAUCGAAGACUUCAAACUUAUGUGUGGCAAUGCAAUGGUUUAUAAUCAUCCAGACACUAUCUACUUCAAAGCCGCCAAGCGACUUCUUCAUGCUGGUGUGAAGUUGACUCACCCUGAUAAAAUUCGACCAUUGCGCACAGUUCUUCCUUUCAUGUCUGAGAUCCCUCGACAUCAGUUGGGUUUUGAUGUUGGAUCAGAGGAGAACGAUGAUGUAGCCAUGGACAAAGAGAAUUCUGUGGAUACCCCGAAAGAAGUAGAGAAACCCAAUGGAGACGUGAAACCAGUUCGAAGAGGUCCAAAUUAUCUUCCAGAGAGUAAGUUUGAAGCCAUUCCAGAUGAUUUGACGCCGGAUGAGUUACUGACCCAAUGCCAGAAAGCCGCAGCAGAUGCUGCCGAUAAGUUAGCAAAGAAAAAACCCAACACUAAGAUGGGAUUCCUCAGGCAAUCCAAAGACGGAACAACCUCCCUAGCAAUCAUUGUUCCCAACGAUGGUAUUGAUCCAGAAACAAAUGAACGUCCAAUAUCUCUUGGUGCUCUUGUCGGCAAGCUGAAUCAUGGAACAGGAUCUUUGCAAGGUUUUCGUGAGGAUAGAAGAAAUUUGACCAAACCAGUGAAACCUCUGUAUUACGGAGCUUUUGGGUCUUAUGCUCCCUCCUAUGACUCAACGUUUGCCAAUUUGUCCAAGGAAGAAUCUGACCUGGUUUAUCAAACGUACGGUGAUGACACCUCUGUCCAAUAUGCUGAAAGCAUAUUAAACUUUGCCAAAGACAGCGAUUACACUCUAACGAUGGUAGAUAAUUUAUUAGAUCUGUUGACGGGCGGAGAGCAUAGAAAGACUAAGAAAAUAAUAGAUGAAAAACGGAAGUUCAGGGAAGAGGAAGAAAAAAUCAAACAACUAAUGGAAAGCAAGCCUGCUGUCAAUAGUGCAAAUAAUGGAAAUGUGAAAGUUGAGUUAAGCCAGCUGAAGACUUUAUCCGACUUGGGAAUUGAUACGAGCUUCCUCAAUUCUUUUGAUAACGGUGACUUUGAUGUCCAAGAGCGACUUGACAAAACCAACGUUUUGAUUGACCGACUGCAUCAAGUGCAAAGCGAGAGAUUAAGUGCCCCACCUCCUCCUCAUCUUGCUCAUGUUCCUGCUCCCAAUGAAACCGAAUGUAUUCUUGCUGAUAAAAUUACUGGUAGUCUAUCUGAUCUCGCAAAGAGGGUGCCUCCGGGUGCAAUUGCGUCCGUUCCUGGUGUUCGAAAAGCAAUGGGGGUGGCAAUCGAGCCGCCAGUGCGACCAGUUGAGUCUAUUGAACGAACAGAGACCUCUCCGGCUGUGGAUUCAUCUCCUGCUCAGAACACCCCAGUUACAACUGCCAGCAAUGGAUGUAUAUCCGUCGAAGGUGGACCAGGUGAUGUUGUUGUAGGUGUGGACCUCGAGAGCGAACUGCGGGAAUUUCUAGAAUCAGAUCCAGCGCUCAGUAGCUUCCCGUUGCAUGAUGAUGUGGACGAUAAUACAAUUGAACAGAUGUUGUGCGAGUCUUAACCUCAGAAACCCUCUGUCUUCGAUCUUAAAUUAUUUUGAUUUGUAUAUAAGGUGUUUUUAAAAUUCCGACUUGCUCAGAAGAGUCAGGAGAUUAUCUUUAGUCCACUCCCUCAAGUAUUAUGUUGAUAAUUUUUCCCUGUACUUAUUUUGUUUGUGUGUAUAGUUUUAAAAUAAAAUCACAGUUUUUUACGUACUUAA
Molecule: messenger RNA, 2673 nt
Organism: Bemisia tabaci
Lineage: Eukaryota; Metazoa; Arthropoda; Insecta; Hemiptera; Aleyrodidae
Gene: Brd7-9
Product: Bromodomain containing 7/9
Biological process (GO): regulation of transcription by RNA polymerase II
Cellular component (GO): nucleus
Source: RefSeq, a predicted model, not a curated record